GCAGUAUCGUAAAUUCGGAAAGCCAUUGAACUGGUAAGAAAACCUGCUUGAUAGCCUGCCUGACACGAUUCGCUACUGCCAGCCCUUCAAAGAAACCAGAUUCAACGAUGUCGUUUCAGCUACCCACAUUAAACCUAAGGAAAAUCAGCUCAGCCUAAUAAUUAAUAAUUAAUAAUUAAUAUAUAAAUAAAUAAAAUAGAGUUAUGAGCUCUUAACUUAAAACCUUCUAAAACCUUCCAGAGUUCCACACUGGUGUGGUUCGUUCUCUCUCAAAAACCCUAAACCCUAACCAUUUCGUCUCCUUCAAGUCAGCCAUGGCCACUGCUGCGUUGCUUCGAUCCAUUCGAAGACGGGAUGUUGCUUCCGUUCCUCUCUCUGCAUACAGAUCUUUCACUAGCACUGCCAAGCCAUCUCAUCUCGGCCAGAAGUGGUCAACCUUGGUGAGACCUUUCAGUACAAAACCUGCUGGACAAGAUGUUAUUGGUAUUGACUUGGGUACUACCAACUCUUGUGUUGCUGUUAUGGAGGGCAAGAAUCCCAAAGUUAUUGAGAACUCGGAAGGAGCUCGUACCACACCAUCAGUUGUUGCAUUUAACCAGAAAGGAGAACUACUUGUUGGUACUCCAGCAAAGCGUCAGGCUGUGACCAAUCCAACUAACACUAUCUUUGGCACCAAGCGUUUGAUUGGAAGACGGUUUGAUGAUGCUCAAACACAGAAAGAGAUGAAGAUGGUUCCUUACAAGAUUGUUAAGGCCCCAAAUGGUGAUGCUUGGGUAGAGGCUAAUGGACAGCAAUAUUCCCCCAGCCAAAUUGGAGCAUUUGUUCUCACCAAAAUGAAAGAGACUGCUGAAGCUUACCUUGGAAAGAGUGUAUCAAAAGCUGUUGUCACUGUUCCAGCUUAUUUCAAUGAUGCCCAGAGACAAGCAACAAAAGAUGCUGGCAGAAUUGCAGGCCUUGACGUACAGAGGAUAAUUAAUGAGCCUACUGCAGCUGCACUUUCUUAUGGAAUGAACAACAAAGAAGGUCUUAUAGCAGUUUUUGAUCUUGGAGGUGGGACAUUCGAUGUCUCCAUUUUAGAGAUAUCUAAUGGUGUAUUUGAGGUGAAAGCAACAAACGGUGACACAUUCUUGGGAGGAGAGGACUUUGACAAUGCUUUGUUGGAUUUCUUAGUGAGUGAGUUUAAGAGGACCGAGGGUAUUGAUCUUGCGAAAGAUAGGCUUGCACUGCAAAGACUUCGAGAGUCAGCUGAGAAGGCCAAGAUUGAACUCUCAUCGACUUCUCAAACUGAGAUAAAUCUACCAUUUAUUACAGCUGAUGCUUCGGGUGCCAAACAUCUUAAUAUUACACUAACCAGAUCUAAAUUUGAAACAUUAGUGAACCACUUGAUUGAGAGGACCAAGGCCCCAUGCAAGAAUUGUUUAAAGGAUGCAAAUAUAUCCAUCAAGGAAGUGGAUGAGGUUCUACUUGUUGGAGGAAUGACCCGUGUUCCCAAGGUGCAAGAGGUUGUUACAGCAAUUUUCGGAAAGAGUCCUAGUAAAGGAGUAAAUCCUGAUGAAGCUGUAGCCAUGGGAGCUGCUCUUCAGGGUGGUAUUCUUCGUGGUGAUGUUAAGGAGCUGCUUCUGUUAGAUGUCACCCCUCUGUCACUAGGAAUUGAGACGUUGGGUGGCAUUUUCACCAGGCUUAUCAACCGAAACACAACAAUCCCUACAAAGAAGAGUCAGGUAUUCUCAACUGCAGCAGAUAACCAGACUCAGGUUGGUAUCAAGGUGCUGCAAGGUGAGCGUGAAAUGGCUUCUGAUAACAAGCUUCUCGGUGAGUUUGAGCUUGUAGGUAUUCCACCAGCACCAAGAGGAUUGCCUCAAAUUGAAGUCACUUUUGACAUUGAUGCCAAUGGUAUGGUGACUGUCUCGGCCAAGGACAAGUCCACCGGAAAGGAACAACAAAUAACUAUCCGUUCAUCUGGAGGGUUAUCAGAAGACGAGAUUGAGAAGAUGGUCAGGGAAGCUGAAUUGCAUGCGCAGAAAGACCAGGAAAGGAAAGCUCUUAUUGAUAUCAGAAACAGUGCAGACACCACCAUCUACAGCAUUGAGAAGAGCUUAGCAGAGUACAGAGAAAAAAUUCCAGCUGAAGUAGCUAAGGAAAUCGAAGAUGCUGUUGCUGAUUUGAGGAAGGCGAUGGGAGAGGACAACGUUGACGAAAUUAAGGCCAAGCUUGAUGUUGCAAACAAAGCCGUAUCAAAGAUCGGGCAGCACAUGUCUGGUGGUUCUAGCAGCGAUUCUUCAUCAGGUGGUUCACAGGGUGGUGAACAGGCUCCUGAGGCAGACUUCGAAGAAGUCAAGAAAUGAGUACGUACGGCAAUACUUUUUCGGCUCUAAAUUUGUUAUCUUUAUAAAUUUAAACAUUGAAUUGUUUUUUAGGACGGCCAGUCCUAGCGGGGUUUUGUUGUAUCUAAAUGUUGGAGUACUGUUGAGUUUAUUUUGAUCCAUUUUAGCUAAUCAGGUCAAUCAUAAAAUUAGAUUCCCGCUCUUUGUUGAGAGAAACACUCGGAAGUUUUUUGGUGUUUAUAAUUUAAUUUUUUUGGGCAUGAA
Molecule: messenger RNA, 2588 nt
Organism: Cannabis sativa
Lineage: Eukaryota; Viridiplantae; Streptophyta; Magnoliopsida; Rosales; Cannabaceae
Product: heat shock 70 kDa protein, mitochondrial
Exons: 6
Coding region: 315-2345 (676 amino acids)
Biological process (GO): cellular response to unfolded protein; protein refolding
Cellular component (GO): mitochondrion; cytoplasm
Molecular function (GO): ATP-dependent protein folding chaperone; ATP hydrolysis activity; misfolded protein binding
Source: RefSeq, a predicted model, not a curated record